Molecule: messenger RNA, 575 nt
Organism: Zingiber officinale
Lineage: Eukaryota; Viridiplantae; Streptophyta; Magnoliopsida; Zingiberales; Zingiberaceae
Product: acetyltransferase At1g77540-like
Exons: 2
Coding region: 59-433 (124 amino acids)
Source: RefSeq, a predicted model, not a curated record
AGAACAACUCUAUAACGUAGUCUGUAAGAGAUCAGAUCGGGAUCGGGGAUUAGGGAGGAUGGAGGCGAAUCGGCCACCGGAAAUCGUGUGGGACGAGAAGGCGCAGAGGUUCGAGACGGAGGACAAAGAGGCGUUCCUCCAGUACCAGAUCAACGACAUCCUCAUCCUCCUCGCCGCACCCGGCGAGGACGGCGAGCAGGAGAAGGCAAAGAAGCUACCGGCGGUGGCGAUGGACAUGGUGCACACGUACGUGCCGAGGAGCAAGAGGGGUUUGGGCCUCGCCGCCCGCCUCUGCGACGCCGCUUUCGCCCACGCCCAGCGCCACUCCAUGCUCGUCGUCCCCACUUGCUCCUACAUCUCUGAGACAUAUCUACCACGAAAUCCUGCUUGGAAUUCGCUGCUCUACAAUGGCGAACUUCAUUCAUCGAUGUGAAGAUCCACCGAUAAGAAUUGUAAGCUAGUGAAAAUAAAUAUAUUCUUUGUCUAAGUUGAAUUAUCUGCGUUACCUCACAAGCUAGAUCACUUCUUGUAGAACCAUAACUCUUAUCAAUGGAAAUAUUCAUGCUCUCUUCUAA